CAAACCUUGAUUAAAAUUUUGUUCUUAGGCAGACUAGGUUGUUGUCAGUAUUCUCUGUUCUUCUUCCCCUGUUUCAAGGAUUAAAAUUGUGUAAUCUCAUCGAAGGAUCAACCUUCUCUGGAGAGAUCUGGUUUUUUCAAGAAUUGACUCAUGUCCUUCGCUUGAGGAGGGAAAUCAAACGGGAACAAUGUGUGGCGUAUGAUUGGAUGUCCUUUCUUGCAGUGUGAAUGCAGUUCUAAAUACCUACUCACUCUUGUUAUGUGUACUGUGUUGUCACUUUAUCAAACACUUAUGUACAGUAAACUAUAGAUGGCAGGCCAAUUUACGAGAUCAAGAAGACUAGAAACUCAGCAGCAGGAACAGUCGAGGGCUAGGUGGACAACAUCACUAACAAAGAUACUUGCCACACUUAUGGUUGACCAAGUACAUAAAGGGAAUAAACAUAACAAUUUAUUCAAUAAGAAAGCAUGGAAAUAUAUUUGUGAUGAGUUUUACAGCAAAACAGGUCUGAAAUGGGACAAGGAACAGCUCAAAAACCGAUAUUCCGUCUUGAGGCGGCAGUAUUCUAUUGUAAAGUCCAUUCUUGAUCAAAGUGACUUUAGUUGGGAUGAAUCCACAGGAUCUAUAACAGCUAAUGAUGAAAUUUGGGCGGAAUACAUCAAGAGAUUGCAGAAACAUCCAGAUGCUGAGACUGUCAAAACCGGUGGGUGCCCAAUCUUUAAAGAACUUUUUACAAUAUUCUCUGAGCCAGCAACCAAUGGCAAACAUGAAUAUGUAGCUGCAUCUGAGGGUGAACAUACUUCUGUAACUCCUUGUCUAGAGCCAUUGAACACACACCACGAAGAAUCCUCAUCAGAAUCCCAGGACGAGGAGGAGGCUAAUGAUCCUCAAACAGUUCAACCUACUACACCUACUGGAAUUUCUAAGCGCAAAAGAGGGCGUAAAGGAAUUGAUGAAGCUAUUGCAGAUGCCAUAUUUGAGAUGGCGUCUGCUUCAAAGAUGAGGGCAGCUGCCAUAGAGCAACAAAUUGCUAGAUUUAGCAUGGCUGACUGUAUUAGGGACUUAGAUCUGAUGGAAGGUGUUGAUCAACAUCUAUAUUUUGCUGCUGUUGAUCUGUUCAACAAACCUAAUGCUAGGGAGAUAUUUUUGUCCCUCAAAAAGGAUAAACGUUUAACUUGGUUGCGUGGUAAGUGUUCUGUUGCAUCCAAUUUAUCUUGUGCAGAAUGAAAAAAGAGAA
Messenger RNA from Vigna umbellata (rice bean), 1237 nucleotides. RefSeq names its product L10-interacting MYB domain-containing protein-like. The record is from RefSeq and is a predicted model, not a curated record. Lineage: Eukaryota; Viridiplantae; Streptophyta; Magnoliopsida; Fabales; Fabaceae.